CUGGUGACCAAUCCCGAUAGCAUCUCUGGUCACAGUCAACACUUCACCUCCGGACCGUGUCUGUGUGUCUGUCAUCUAUCUGGCGUCCACCUCAAAGAGAGUCGGGGUUCUGGUGUUUUUGGUGGGGAAGUUUUCUGUAGUUUUGAGACACUACGGAAAGUCAGAAUGUCAGAUUUCGACAGCAACCCGUUCGCGGACCCGGAGAUCGACCACCCGUUCCAGGAUCCAUCAGUGACACAAGUACGACAGGCGGCUCCUCCGGGGCUGGAGGAGUACAAUCCCUUCACAGAUGCCAAACCAACGCCUCCGGGUAUGGCGCCCAAGGCCGCGGCGCCCACCAUCAACACACAACCCGCCAUCAUGAAACCCACGGAGGAGCCUCCGGCCUACUCGCAGUCUCGGCCGCAGGAUCAGUCCGGAGCUGCUGCUGAGCUGUUGAGGAGGCAGGAGGAACUGGAGAAGAAGGCUGCUGAGCUGGACCGCCGGGAGAGAGAAAUGCAGUCACUCAGCGCUUCAGGAGGCAAGAAGAACAACUGGCCCCCCCUCCCGGAGAAGUUCCCCGUGGGCCCGUGUUUCUAUCACGACAUCACAGUGGACAUUCCUGUAGAGUUUCAGAAGACGGUGAAGAUCAUGUACUACCUCUGGAUGUUUCACACGGGGACGCUGCUCGCUAACAUGGUGGGCUGCCUGGCCUGGUUCUGUGUGGACGCCACGCGCGGUGUUGACUUCGGCUUGUCCAUCCUCUGGUUCAUCCUCUUCACGCCUUGUUCCUUCGUCUGCUGGUACAGACCGCUUUAUGGAGCAUUCAGGAUCGACAGCUCGUUCCGGUUCUUUGCUUUCUUCUUCGUGUACAUCUGUCAGUUUGGCAUCUACGUGCUGCAGUGUAUCGGCAUCACCAGUUGGGGCACCAGCGGGUGGAUCUCAGCUCUGACCGGCCUGAAUUGCAGCGUCCCAGUGGGCAUCAUAAUGCUCCUCAUCGCUGCCCUCUUUACCGCAGAGGCCGUCCUGUCCCUCAUCAUGUUCAAAAAGGUCCACGGGAUGUACCGGACCACCGGCGCCAGCUUUGCGAAGGCCCAGCAGGAGUUCGCCACGGGCGUCAUGUCCAACAAGACAGUCCAGACGGCCGCUGCUACUGCCGCCUCCAGGGCCGCACAAGGGGGCUUCAAGGAGCAGAUCUGAUUGGCUCAGAGAGCUCACUCAUCUCUCCGUCCCACCCUUCCUCCUCCUUCCUCCUCCUCCUCUGCUCACACCCAGCUUCCACUAGAGCCAACUGUCCUGUUUGAACACAUGGAGAGCCCCCCCCCACCCUCAGCCUUCUGACAAUAUCCAGUCAAACGUGAUCUCAGUCCACCGCCGUCAACAGUAUUCAAACAGGGCGGCGGCUCUCAUCACCCACGCUGCACUCCUGCCACUCGACCAGCGUACCCUACUUUAUUUUCUGUCUCUCUCUCUCUGUGUGUGUGUGUGUGUGUGUGUGUGUGUGUGUGUGUGCGUGUGUGUGUGUGCGUUUGUGCGUGCGUGCGUCUUCAAAUGUCCGUCCUCUGAAGAAGGAU
Messenger RNA from Anarrhichthys ocellatus (wolf-eel), 1553 nucleotides. Its product is annotated as secretory carrier-associated membrane protein 1. The transcript is spliced from 9 exons. The record is from RefSeq and is a predicted model, not a curated record. Lineage: Eukaryota; Metazoa; Chordata; Actinopteri; Perciformes; Anarhichadidae. Gene Ontology annotation, biological process: protein transport. Gene Ontology annotation, cellular component: trans-Golgi network membrane; recycling endosome membrane. Bases 166 to 1179 code for a protein of 337 amino acids.